Adineta steineri is the source of this 2555-nucleotide messenger RNA. NCBI's taxonomy places the organism in Eukaryota, Metazoa, Rotifera, Eurotatoria, Adinetida, Adinetidae. The record is from the annotation of a GenBank genome assembly.
GAAUGAAAUUUUCGAAAGAAAAGAUAUUUCAUGUAAUUACAUGAAAUUAACUUCUAUUUGAAAUAUAUCUGAUCUUAAUUGAAUGUGAUUGAUUUUUUCUUAAGGUUCAAGGUAAAGAUUCUUCAUCAUUUUUAAAUAAUCCAAAUAAUAUAACAUCUGAAUCAAAUGGUUCAUCAAUAUAUGAAUCUGAUGAUGAAUGUGCUGGUGAAUCCAAUGAAAAUUAUCUUUCUACAAUAAUAAAUUUACCACCAGUUGAUCUAAUACAUUUACGUGAUAUUUGUGAUUUAUUCAGUCCCGAUAAAGUUCGUGAUGCAUCACGUCGUGAUUUAUUAGCACGUGCAAUUGAAUCUGGAAAUUAUAUUCGAAAAUUAAUUGAUCUAUUUCAUAUAUGUGAAGAUUUAGAAAAUAUCGAAUCAUUACAUCAAUUAUAUGAAAUAAUUCGCUCAAUAUUUUAUUUAAAUAAAUCAAGUUUAUUUGAAUUAUUAUUUAGUGAAGAAUUUAUUUUGGAUAUUAUUGGAUGUUUAGAAUAUGAUUCACAAUUAAAUUAUACUGAGAAAAAAAAUCAUCGAGAAUUUAUAGAUACAAAAGCAACAUUUAAAGAAGUUAUACCAAUUGCUAAUCCAGAAUUAUUAUCGAAAAUUCAUCAAACAUAUCGUGUACAAUAUAUACAAGAUGCAAUUCUACCAGCACCAAGUUUAUUCGAAGAAAAUUUAUUAUCAACAAUGAAUAGUUUUUUAUUUUUUAAUAAAGUUGAUAUUGUUACAUUAUUAUACGAAGAUCCAAAAUUCCUUAGUCAGUUAUUUUCAACAUUAAAAGAUGAAAAUUUAUCAGAUGACAAACGUAAAGAUCUUAUGUUGUUUCUUAAAGAAUUUUGUGUUUUUUCACAAACAUUACAACAACAAAAUAGAGAUAAUUUUUUUCAAGCACUUGCUACUCAUGGUAUUCUAAAUGUAAUUCAAGUAAUGCUUAGUCUUGAUGAUACAACAACAAAACAAGCUGCAUUAGAUGUAUUUGCUUCUAUAGUUGAAUGUAAUCCAUCAACAGUACGUGAAUAUAUGUUACAAGAAACUCAAUCAACUCAAGAUGAUGAUGAAUUACUUCUCAAUCUUGUUAUAAAUGAAAUUCAAAGUGAUCCAGAUCCAGAACUAAGUGGUGCACUUAAUUUAAUGAAUUAUCUUAAAUUAUUAAUUGAUCCUGAAAAUAUGAUGGCUGUAUCAAUAACUCAAUUACAAAAUUUAAUUCUUGAUUUUGUUACAUUUUGUGUUGAACAUCAUACAUAUCAUAUGAGAAAUUUUCUUAAUAAAAAAGAUUUAUUACGACGUGUACUUGUAUUAUUAAAAUCUAAACAUCAAUAUCUUCAACUUAGUGCUCUUCGAUUUUUGCGAAAAAUUCUUGCUCUUAAAGAUGAACAGUAUAAUAUAACCAUCGUUCGCAAUAAUUUAUUUGCACCAAUUGUUGAUACAUUCAAAGCAAAUAAACGACGUUAUAAUUUAUUAAAUUCAGCUUUAAUUGAAUUGUUUGAAUUUAUUCGACAAGAAGAUAUAAAAACUUUAAUCAAUUAUUUUGUUGAAAACUUCUAUUCAGAAUUUGAAUCAAUAUCUUAUGUAAAAACAUUUCACGAUUUAAAAUUACGAUAUGAUGCUCAUCGAGAUAGAAGAGAACGAAUGCUUCACGAUACUUCAUCGAUAGGCACUUCACGUUUACACGACAAUCUAAAUAAUAAUCAUUUAUUACCUAUUCAACAUACUCAUCCCUCACAACGUCUUCGAAAAGAUGAUCGAGAGCUUGAUGCUGAUGAAGAAAAUUGGUUUAAUGAUGAUGGUGAUGAAAAUCGAAUAUCAUCACUUAAUCAUGGUACAUUAUUUAAUGGUGGCUCGGAUGAUGAAGACAGUCAACCAGAAACAAGUGGAACUAGUAGUGCAAUUUCAACCAAUGAACCAAUUCGAUCACAUCAUCUUCUAUUAGAUAAUGAUGAUGAUGAAUUACCAACGACAUCGACCGAAACAGCUUCAACAUCAUUACGUUCACAGUAUAAUAAACCUGUAAUCAGUAUUCAUAUUCGACGUUCACCUAUAUCUUCUGUUGGUCAGUUAUCUCCAUCAUCAUCUGCUAGUGCGGAAAAUGAUUCAACAACACUUCGAAUUGAUAUACCACCAUUGGCAACAAAUGGUUCUCCGACUUCAUCAAUACCUCGACCAAUGACACCAACUGAAUCCACAUCUACAUAUGCUAUGAGUCCUGGUUUAUCGAGUAUUGCCGAUCAAUAUAAUGAUGAUGAAAACGAUGAAGAACACGAAGACGAAGACGAAGAAGAGGAAGAAGAAGAACAAACGGAAAUAGAUCAUGAUGUAAAUUUAAAAUCUAUUCAAUUAAAUGAAAAUAGUAGUAACAGUGAUUCAUAUUCAUCAACACGUAAACGUAAAAUUGGAGAAGAUAUUGGUGGUGAUGAACAAUCUUCUUCAUUAAUAUCGAAUGAUGAUAAUAUAACUUUAUCAAACGAUACUAAUGAACAAACUAAAGUAUUUAAACGUAGUAAUGAUCAAACAACAAUGUGA